AUGUCCGAGGAAGCAAAUUUAAAAGCUAAAAAAGCGUCGUUAAAAAGGGAAAUUGAAACUCGGUUAGAGAAUAUUGAACCUGGGCUAAACGAGUUUACUGAAAUUAUUUUACAAUUAGGUAUUUUAAUAAAUAAUGUAGAGGAACUUGACUUGGAAGAAGCCGAAUAUGAGAAAAAAUAUUUUGAAGUAGUGGGUAAAGCAAAAUCCAUUAUUAAAAUUUAUUAUAAUGAAUCAGAUAAAAAUUCGGCACAAGAUCAAUUUGCUCCAGGCUCAGCAAGUAUUAAUAAUAGUUUAAAUAAUAUUGGUAUAACAAAUAAUCCAUGUAUUAAACCAUCAAUAAAAUUGCCCCCCAUAACCUUGCCAAAGUUUAAUGGUCAUUAUUGUUCUUGGUUAGAAUUUAAGGAUACUUUUACAAGUUUGAUUGACCAAAAUGAGUGUUUAAAUGAAACCCAAAAGUUUUUUUAUUUAAAAUCCUCGUUGGAUAAAAGUGUCCUUGAAGUUAUUCAAUCGGUAGAAGUUACUGCCAAUAAUUAUAAAGUUGCGUGGCAAAUUUUAGUGGAUAGGUUUGAGAAUAAAGCCUUAAUGAUUCACAAUCAUAUUCAAAGUAUUUUUGAGCAUCCUAAAUUAACUCAUGAGUCACACAAAGAUUUAAGACAUUUAUACGACACAGUAACUAAACAUUUAGGUUCACUAAAAAGUUUGGGAGAAAACACUGAUUCUUUGGGAUCGAUUAAUAAUUUAUAUCUUGGCAAAUAA
Messenger RNA from Sitophilus oryzae (rice weevil), 756 nucleotides. RefSeq lists its product as uncharacterized. The transcript is spliced from 2 exons. Bases 1 to 756 code for a protein of 251 amino acids. NCBI's taxonomy places the organism in Eukaryota, Metazoa, Arthropoda, Insecta, Coleoptera, Curculionidae. The record is from RefSeq and is a predicted model, not a curated record.